This is a messenger RNA of Daphnia magna, 2229 nucleotides long. RefSeq lists its product as uncharacterized. The transcript is spliced from 9 exons. Bases 1170 to 1619 code for a protein of 149 amino acids. The record is from RefSeq and is a predicted model, not a curated record. NCBI's taxonomy places the organism in Eukaryota, Metazoa, Arthropoda, Branchiopoda, Diplostraca, Daphniidae.
GAAACGUUGUUUUUUAACAAUGCGUUCGUCAGUUGUGUUCUGGCGUUAGAGUAGUGAGGGCAGUGAAGGAGUAUGUGUGUAGUGUCUUCUUUUUUUCCGCAUCCAUGUAACCAUUCUGGAUUAAUGUCCAUGUCCCAUUUCCUUAAAGUGUUAUUAAGUUUGCAGUGGCCACUUCUGAGCCUAAAAAGUGCUGUCUGGAUCUUUCUUCUUUUGUGGGUGUGCCAAGGGCACAUGCCCAUUCUCUGACGGUUGAUCACUCCAGUGUUGCAGUCUUUCAGCUACAUUUGGAAAGUGGCUCAACUGGUGACCUACGUUUUUGUGGCGUUUGGCGUUGGCUGGAUUAUCUGCUGUUGCAUUGCCGUGUAUACCUGAGUGGCUUGGUAUUGUGUGGCUGGCUGUCCAUUUGAAGUUCCUGAUUGCCUCUAUGGCUGCUUUGGAGUCGCAGUAGAUGGUGAUCAUGUUCCAGUCUUGGUGGUAUGAAGAAUGCGCAUGUUGACUUCCUGCUUGUCAUGCUUGUGGAUCAAUCCGUGUAUAUGGACAAGUGGUCUGGUGGUUCAUCUUUGUUGAUUGCUCUGAAGGUUGCUGACGUAAGGUGAGUGUUUUGUUUUGCUGCUGUUUUGCUCAUAGGGAACAUUUCGACGGGGAUAGAAAAUAGUUGCCAUGGUGCUAUGGGAUCCGUGUGUGGUUGAUCGGAUGGUUUGUUUCUUGGAUGAAUUUUGUAUGAUAGCUUUAGCUCUCUUAGGUGGCGAACGAUUGAUGGGGUGCUUCUGGUUUUCCACUCCUUGUUAGAUUUUGACAGAUAGUAGAUUGUUGAGUAUGCUGGAUUCCAUGGUUUGCUGCAUAGCUUCAUUAGGUACGUUUUGGCUAGUAGGUCCCAUCUUUCUUGGAUAGAAGUUAUUCCUGUUUCUGCCUGCAUUAGUGCUAUGGGGGUUGAUCUCAUGCCUCCUUGGAUGAAUCUUAAUAUGCUGUUUUGAGUUGUUUCUAGUUUUUGGAUUCUUGUUUUCGGGGCUGAUGAGAUGACUGCGGCUCCAUAGUCUAUUUUGCUGCGGAUGAUUGCUGUAUAAAUACGGAGGAGGGGGGUAGUUUGCAGCGGGUGUUUGCCAUAGGUGACAGCUGCGCAUUUGGGGGUUGAGAGUUCAAGUUUCCAGUGUUUGGUCCAGCUGUCUAUUAUGUCGAGGGACGUUUUGCAGCCGGCUACUGGUGGUGGAAAGUCAGCCAUCAUGAUAUUGAAGAAUAUCCGGCUUAAGACGCACCCUUGGGGGACGCCUCUAUUAAGAUAUCUUUCUUCGGACAUGUUGUUUUCCAUUUUGACAGUAAUACUUCUGUUGGUUAGGAAGUUUUGGAGCCAAUUAAGCCUUUUUCAGAUCCAGGAAUACUGCUGUGGUGGAUUUCUUUUCAUUGAAGCCGCUGAUGAUAUCGGAUUCGAGACGAACUAUGUUAUCGUUGGUAGUGCACCCACUUCUGAAGCCUGUUUGGAAUUUUGGGAGAGGCAUGAGGUCAGCGAAAUUGGCCUAUACGAGUCGGUAUCUUCUGGAGGUUUAUUUGGCUUUAGGAUUGGGAUGACAAUAGCAGUUUUCCAGUCGGUGGGAUUCCUCAGGAUGACCAAAUCUUCUGCAUAGGGCUGGUCUUGGGAUAAAUUGUUUAACCUGGAAUAUUUCGUGGGCUACUACUACUUCCCGCGGGAGAGAUGGUGUGUUGAAGAAGAGUUUAACCGUUUGGGAUGGUACUUUGGUCCCAUCAUCUGACAUGGAUGAAAAUCUUUGGGUUUUAGUGACUCCCUGAUCUGCCAGAAGUUCCGCGAGUUCUUCAUCUGAGUUGUUGAUUGGUACGUUACGAAUGAUCCCCCUGAUGAUGGAUUCGGACAUAGCUAAUGUGCAAUAGAUUUGGAAUUCUUUGACUGAUUUGAGUUCUAAAAGUUAUUUUUUCUGUCCGUUGGUUGUCGGGUAGAUAUUCAGGUCGCCCCGAUGUGUCCAUUUGGUGCCUUCUCUAAGGGGCCCCACGAUGUUUAUCAAGGCAUUUAUGAAGUGUUUUUUCUCUGUUAGGCUUAAUAGGGUGAAUGCUUUGGGCUCGCAUGUUAAAUGGAUGAUGACAGGUGCUCCGCUGAUGGGUUGAUCAAAAAGGUCGGAGAAUCUGGGGUGGAUUCGUCGUGCACUGUGGUUAUCCGAGAUUUUUUUCCUUUUGUUAUUACACUCCUCUACUUCCAUAGAUUGGUCGAUGGCACUGGAUACA